UCCCUCCCCCUACCCAUCCGAUAGAAAAUCUCUCCUCGUCUCCCAUUUGCUGCCGCUGCUCGCUCUGCGGCGGAGAACGGCGGCCGCCGCCCCAACCGCACCCGCUACCCGCGUGAUGCUGGCCGCGACGAGAAUGGCGUUCGCCUCCUGCGCCCGCCUGCUCCCAUCCUCUCCCUCGGCCCUCGCCUUAGUGAGGCCCCGCGCCGGCGCCGUCUCGUUCUGGGCUCCCGCACAGCCGCCGUCGGCGGCCGCAAGAUCCUCGCGGAACCUCGCGCUCUUCUGCUCUUCCUCGACGCCUUCGCCGACGGACGCCGCCGUAGCGCCGCCGCCCCCGCAGGCCGCGGCGGAGGAGGCGAAGCCGUCGGCGCCGGGCGGGGACGAGAAGGCGGAGCCGACCGUGGAGGAGCUGGCGGGGCUGCUGGACAUCCGUGUGGGGCGGGUGGUGAAGGCGUGGAGGCACCCGGAGGCGGACACCCUCUACGUCGAGGAGGUGGACGUAGGCGAGGCGGAGCCCCGCACCAUCUGCAGCGGCCUCGUCAACUUCCUCCCAAUUGAAGAGCUCCAGGACAGCAGUGUGAUUGUUCUUGCUAACCUCAAACCAAGGAACAUGCGUGGCAUCAAGUCGAAUGGCAUGCUCAUGGCUGCUUCUGAUGCUUCACAUGAGAAUGUUGAGCUGCUCACACCUCCGGAAGGAUCUGUUCCUGGUGAAAGAGUGUGGUUUGGUUUGGAAGAAGAAAAGGAUCGUCAAUCAGACCCUGCAUCACCAAAUCAGGUACAAAAGAAGAAAAUUUGGGAAUCUGUCCAACCGCAUCUUAAAACAACGGAUAAGUGCAUAGCAAUUCUUGGUGAGCAUACAAUGCGUACAUCUGCAGGCCCCGUUUUCUGCAAAUCACUAAAGGGUGCUAGAGUGUCAUAAAUCUUUGUUGAUGAACACCUUUUUGUUUCACGUGAGUCUUAUGUUGUGUAUCAUCCCUGAAAAUAAACUACACAAGUAGAGCAACUGUCAAAUAUUUUUGUUUCCAACUUCUGGCAAUAAUCUCUCAGAAUUUUGAUGUCAUUAUUUGUAUCUAGUAGUUCACUUUUCGUGUGAACUAUGUGCUUGCAGGGUAUUUUAUUUGCAUUUAUUUUCUUGUACUUAAAUUCAAUUGGAAUUUGAUAGACGAAUCUUGAAAGAUUACAUGAACUAGGAAAUUGUAAGCUCUGGCAUUUUCUGUAA
Molecule: messenger RNA, 1216 nt
Organism: Panicum virgatum (switchgrass)
Lineage: Eukaryota; Viridiplantae; Streptophyta; Magnoliopsida; Poales; Poaceae
Product: tyrosine--tRNA ligase, cytoplasmic-like
Exons: 3
Coding region: 116-916 (266 amino acids)
Molecular function (GO): tRNA binding
Source: RefSeq, a predicted model, not a curated record